Molecule: messenger RNA, 1938 nt
Organism: Zerene cesonia (dogface butterfly)
Lineage: Eukaryota; Metazoa; Arthropoda; Insecta; Lepidoptera; Pieridae
Product: L-threonine ammonia-lyase-like
Exons: 9
Coding region: 80-1411 (443 amino acids)
Biological process (GO): L-threonine catabolic process; L-serine catabolic process
Molecular function (GO): L-serine ammonia-lyase activity; threonine deaminase activity
Source: RefSeq, a predicted model, not a curated record
CUCGUGAAAAGCUUAGUGACCGGUCACAAGAUAAAGUUUCGAAAUAAUUAGUUUGUGCAAUAUUUUUUAUAGAAAAAAUAUGGAACGAUACGAUAAUAGCCGCCCAACCAUUGAAUAUGAUCCGAUGUGUGAUAGUGAGAAUCCUCAAAAAAUAUCAUUUGAGGAUGUGUCAGCGGCCGCCUACAGGAUCCAAAGUGGGAUAAUAAAAACGCCAUGCGUGAAAUCUCACAUGUCAAGUAUUUAUGGUAUGGAGAUUUAUCUGAAAAAUGAUUUCCUUCAACAUACCGGAAGUUUCAAAGAGCGCGGCGCCCGCAAUGCGUUACUGCUGCUGUCCCCGGAAACAAAAGCGCGUGGAGUAAUCUCGGCUUCGUUGGGCAACCACUCGCAAGGGCUAAGUUACCACGCGCAACAGCUCAAUGUACCCACCACCGUAGUAAUGCCAAACGUGGCUCCAAUCAUGAAGAUCGAGAACUGUCGCUCGUACGGUGCGAAUGUAGUAAUUCAUGGCCAUGACAUGAAGGAAGCAAAAUACCACGCUAUGACGCUUGCCAAAGAGAAAGGCCUCACUUAUAUCAACGGGUACGAUCAUCCCCACAUAAUGGCUGGUCAAGGAACAGUGGGAUUGGAAAUAUUAGAGCAAGUUCCAGACGUCGACGCUGUGUUGGUGCCAGUGGGAGGCGGUGGCCUCUUAGCUGGCGUCGCCACUGCAAUAAAACAUCUAAAACCACACGUUCUUAUUUAUGGAGUAGAAACGGAGAAAUGUCCAAGUAUGGAAACAGCUAUGAGGAACAAGGAACCCACAAGCGUGCAGAUAUGGUCGACCCUUGCAGAUGGUCUCGCCGUACCCACUGUCGGGUAUAACGCCUUUUUCACGGUCAAAAAUCUUAUUGACAAAAUGAUUACAGUGAACGAGGACUGGCUAGCACGGGCUAUCUUACGUCUCGUGGAACAGGAAAAAUAUGUUGUAGAAGGUGGCGGCGCCGUGUGCGUCGCGGCUAUAAUGGCGGGCUUAGUACCAGAACUAGCUAAUAAGAAAGUUGUCUGCAUAUUAUCCGGUGGCAACAUCGACACAACAAUCUUAGGCCGAUGCUUGGAACGUGGUCUGGCGGCUGAGCAGCGUUUGGUGAAGUUCAAGGUGACGGUGAGCGACCGACCCGGCGGCAUCGCUGAACUGUGCAAGCUGCUCGCGUCUCUGGGUGUCUCCAUCAAGGAUAUCAUGCAAGAGCGCGCUUGGGUGUAUGGAGAUAUAUUUAGUGUCCGAGUUAAGGUUGUGUGUGAAACUCGGGGCCCCGAACACAUGGCAGAACUACGUAACGUGAUCAUGAACACUUAUAAAGAAUGGUAUUUUGCGCGGGAAUGGGACGAACGACGGAGACCCAGUACAGACUCAUUAGACGACGUAUCACAUUAAAUAUUUACUAACAAUAAAGAUUACAAAAAUUGUAUUUUUUCAAGAAAUAAUAUGGUAGUACUACUACGGAAAUGUACCUGACUUUGUGAGGGUAAAAUUUAAUAUAGGUAUAAAAGUGAAAGGUAUGAUUUCUAUUAAAUUUUAGAUAAUUUGGAUUGAGUUUUCGUAUAAUUAAAUAUUAUAUUUGUAAGUUUAUUAUAACUGGAAUAUAUUAAAAUUGGAGAUAUAGGGAGAUACCAUAAAGUAGGUACCCAGAACAACAGUGUACGUAACUAUUAUGUGUGUUCUCGAAUCACAGAUAACAUAAUACUGUACUGACUCGAAUAAAGGCCAUGCUAUAGUUACCCCCCUGACCGACAAAAUUAUGUUCAAAUUCAAAUUCCUUUAUUUGCAUCAACGCCAGUAUCAAAGAUAUGGUACAAUACAUACAUAAAAAUUCACUGUCAAAUUAGCACAAUACCUAAACUAGAUUCACAUUUUAGAUAGAAAUUCACAAUAAAUAACAGCCGUUCUUUAAUGAACUUGAU